CGGCGCUAGUGAGCAUAGAAUUUUUGUUUUCCGGAUAGAAGUUAUCACCCAGUGGCCCACGCACCACAGCAAAGUAAAGCAAUCGUCAUUCGUCAGUUGGUCACACGGAUUAUCGCUGACGACGACAAAACAUCCGCGCGGUAUCGCGUAUCAUUCUGAUUGUUUAGGCUAGGAGGCAAUAUCGUUUUGUUUAUUGUGAGGUUUGAUGAAAGUAAAAUAAAGAAUGUCCAAUCAGUUCAUUUCGGACCGUGAUCGAGAGUAGACUUUUUUAAAAAGCCGAACCGUCCGUAGAACUCAUAACUGGCGCCCGAAUCUGGGACCUGAUAGUAAUUGUAUAAGUUCAGUCGAACGAAGCCACCUUCAGCUGCCUCCAAGAGAGAAUUCGUCAUCCCGGACCCAGAGCCAUCAUCAAUCAAGUUGGUGAUUUGAGGAGACGGAGCGCGAAGAGGUGCACUAUCAGGAUACCCAACCCCGGAAAUAGGACCAUCCAGGACUGAGGCGUUGUCCCGCAGUACAAACCGUACUUCCUGAACUUCAAAGGACUUUCCAGGACCUAGGCGUUGUCCCGCAGCAUGCGAUUGUGCUUCCUGAUUCUCUUAAUCCCACACAUACUUUGUAACAACAUCGAAAUUCACAACGUUAGCAACGAUCCAGUAGUCAUAGUGAAGAUAGGAGAAGCAAGAAUCCUAGAAGGAUACCAGAAAUUCGUACAUGCCAUCAACAUAACGGACAUAGAACAGUCAAUAUCGCAGAUAGAAAGUCACAUAUCCACAGUAAACAUCAGCCAUCCAGAACUAAUCACACUACUGAAACGAAAGACAGACGACCUAAGAAAUAAUAUAAAACAACUCAAACCAAGACGAAAACAAAAACGUUGGGACGCGCUAGGACGAGCAUGGAAAUGGAUGUCUGGUUCACCCGACGCUGACGACCUUAGAAUAAUUACAAAAGGCAUAAACGAAAUGGUCGACAAUAGUAACAAACAAAUCAAAAUUAACAACCAAGUUUUUGAUAGUUUAGGAAACCUCACAGAAAUAACUAAUAAACUCAUCAACAUUACAGAACAAAAUUCCAAGCUUUCUUCAGAAGAAACUCAGGUAUUACAUUUGAUUUUAAAUUUAGACAUCAUCAAUCAGGAGAUAGCAAGCAUACAGGAAGCCAUAAUAUUUGCAAAAUUAGGGACAGUCAAUUACAAGCUUCUAACCACGGACGAAAUCAUCCAAAUUGACGAAUUGCUAAGCAACCAAGGCAUGCACCUGGACCUCUUAGAAGAAGCCAUCAACUUUGCGAAGGUGACCAUCGGCACAAACAACGAGUUAUUGCUCUACGUGGUAAACAUCCCCAAGUUUUAUCAUCCGGUCUACGAAGUACUGAAAAUCGAAGCCAUCUUAAAAAAUUCUCAACGCAUCCAUUUGAAAGGAAAUAUUUAUUUACGAAACAAGAACGAAUUGUUACUACAGAAAACACCUUGUGAACGACUUGGAAAUUGGAGUCUAUGCUAUCAAUCAGACGUCGAAGACAUUUCGGACGACAACUGCGUUUCCAAACUAGCAAGGGGAACGGAAAGUAAAUGCACAUAUGAACAUAAUCCCAAGCACCCUUCCGUAACCAAAAUCAGCGAAACUACCGCACUUCUCAACGAUAUUAAUACCAAUCUUCAAACAACAUGUGGAAUCUCCAAUAGGAACCUAACCGGAUCAUUUAUGAUCAUAUAUCAAAAUUGUUCUAUAACCAUUGGAGAACACACUUUAACCAACAACGUCAUCAAAACAGUUAACCAAAGAAUCUUCAUCCCAUCAACAGGAUUAAAAGUAAAGGAAGAAGGACUCGAACGUAAAUUCGACAUCCACACACUUCAUCAAGUACAACACCAGCAUUUGAAACAAUUGCAACAUCUUAAAUCCGCAACGGCAGCUAAUUCCUGGUCUCUCAUAGGAGGAUUUUCAUUCUCGACAUCGAUCAUCAUUUUUAUCAUAAUUUUCGUUAUGUUCAAAUUUCGUUCUCAAGGCACCUUCAUUCAAAUUGACCGAUCCAACACUUCACCCAUCGAGGCACCCACGGCUACCAAAGACGUCCAGUACUAUCAACCAGCUUCAACCAUUCCGGCAGGGCUAACCGUCUAACGUUGACCCAGGAGGCUCAACACUCGGGGGAGAGCAGUUAUCACCCAGUGGCCCACGCACCACAGCAAAGUAAAGCAAUCGUCAUUCGUCAGUUGGUCACACGGAUUAUCGCUGACGACGACAAAACAUCCGCGCGGUAUCGCGUAUCAUUCUGAUUGUUUAGGCUAGGAGGCAAUAUCGUUUUGUUUAUUGUGAGGUUUGAUGAAAGUAAAAUAAAGAAUGUCCAAUCAGUUCAUUUCGGACCGUGA
Molecule: messenger RNA, 2371 nt
Organism: Aedes aegypti (yellow fever mosquito)
Lineage: Eukaryota; Metazoa; Arthropoda; Insecta; Diptera; Culicidae
Exons: 2
Coding region: 573-2123 (516 amino acids)
Source: RefSeq, a predicted model, not a curated record